Trichechus manatus latirostris (Florida manatee) is the source of this 2779-nucleotide messenger RNA. It is a transcript of the gene IL17RD, whose product is annotated as interleukin 17 receptor D. The transcript has 13 exons. Gene Ontology annotation, molecular function: interleukin-17 receptor activity. The record is from RefSeq and is a predicted model, not a curated record. The coding region runs from base 79 to 2295 and encodes 738 amino acids. NCBI's taxonomy places the organism in Eukaryota, Metazoa, Chordata, Mammalia, Sirenia, Trichechidae.
CCGCCCCGCCCACUCGUGGCUGGGCAGCGGCGGGCGGUCGGGGCGCAGAGUAGGGCUGGGCUAGGGGAGCGCACGGCCAUGGCCCCUUGGCUGCAGCUCUGCUCUGUCUUCUUCACGGUCAACGCCUGCCUCAACGGCUCGCAGCUGGCCGUGGCCGCGGGCCCCUCGGGCCGCGCUCGGGGCGCCGACACCUGCGGCUGGAGGGGAGUGGGGCCAGCCGGCAGGAACAGCGGGCUGCACAACAUCACCUUCAGAUAUGACAACUGCACCACUUACUUGAACCUGGUGGGGAAGCACGUGAUUGCCGACGCCCAGAACAUCACCAUCAGUCAGUACGCUUGCCACGACCAAGUGGCCGUCACCAUACUUUGGUCCCCAGGGGCCCUCGGCAUUGAAUUCCUGAAAGGAUUUCGGGUAAUACUAGAAGAGCUGAAGUCAGAGGGAAGACAGUGCCAACAACUGAUUCUAAAGGACCCGAAGCAGCUCAACAGCAGCUUCAAAAGAACUGGAAUGGAAUCUCAACCUUUCCUGAAUAUGAAAUUUGAAACGGAUUACUUUGUAAAGAUUGUCCCUUUUCCUUCCAUUAAAAAUGAAAGCAAUUAUCACCCCUUCUUCUUCAGAACCCGUGCAUGUGACCUCUUGCUGCAGCCGGACAACCUGGCCUGCAAACCCUUCUGGAAGCCUCGGAACCUGAACAUCACCCAGCAUGGAUCGGACAUGCAGGUGACCUUCGACCAUGCACCCCACAACUUCGGCUUCCGCUUCUUCUAUCUUCAUUACAAGCUCAAGCACGAAGGACUCUUUAAGCGAAAGACCUGUAGACAGGAGCGAAAUACAGACGCAACCAGCUGUCUCCUUCAAAAUGUCUCUCCCGGGGAUUAUAUAAUUGAGCUGGUGGACGACAUGAACACCACCAGAAAAGUCAUGCAUUAUGCCUUAAAGCCAGCGCACUCCCCGUGGGCCGGGCCCAUCCGAGCUGUCGCCAUCACCGUGCCGCUGGUCCUCAUCUCGGCGUUUGCCACGCUCUUCACCGUGAUGUGUCGCAAGAAGCAACAAGAAAAUAUAUAUUCACAUUUAGAUGAAGAGAGCUCAGAGUCGUCCGCGUACGCCGCCGCACUCCCCAGAGAGAGGCUCCGGCCACGGCCGAAGGUCUUCCUCUGCUAUUCCAGCAAAGACGGCCAGAGCCACGUGAAUGUUGUCCAGUGCUUCGCGUACUUCCUGCAGGACUUCUGCGGCUGUGAGGUGACUCUGGACCUUUGGGAGGACUUGAGCCUCUGCCGAGAAGGGCAGAGAGAGUGGGUCAUCCAGAAGAUCCACGAGUCCCAGUUCACCAUCGUGGUCUGUUCCAAAGGCAUGAAGUACUUUGUGGACAAGAAGAACUACAAGCACAAGGGAGGCGGCAGAGGCGCGGGGAAAGGGGAGCUCUUCCUGGUGGCUGUGACGGCCAUCGCCGAGAAGCUACGCCAGGCCAAGCCGAGUGCCGGGGCGCUCGGCAAGUUCAUCGCCGUCUACUUCGAUUACUCCUGUGAGGGCGACGUUCCCAGCAUCCUGGACCUGAGCACCAAGUACAAGCUCAUGGACAACCUUCCCCAGCUGUGUUUCCACCUGCACUCCCGUGACCACCGUCUCCAGGAGCCGGGGCCCUACCCUGGCCAGGUCAGCAGGCGGAACUAUUUCCGCAGCAAGGCGGGCCGGUCCCUCUACGUCGCCAUCUGCAACAUGCACCAGUUUAUCGACGAGGAGCCCGACUGGUUUGAGAAGCAGUUCGUCCCCUCCCACCCUCCGCCCCUCCGCCCCCGGGAGCCAGCGCUGGAGAAGUUUGACUCGGGCUUGGUUUUAAACGACGUCAUGUGCAAACCAGGGACCGAGAGCAGUUUUUGCCUGAAGGCCGAGGCGGCUGUUAUUGGGGUGGCCGCGCUGUCCCGCUCACGGUCCGGGAGUCAGCAUCUUGGCCUGGAUGAAGACACGGAGGCCCGGACCAGCCCCGAGGGCAGCUCCGUCCUGCGGCCUCAGCUGCACGUGGUGAAGGCCGCCAGCCCCUCGGACAUGCCCCGGGACUCGGGCAUCUAUGACUCGUCUGUGCCCUCGUCCGAGCUGUCCCUGCCUCUGAUGGAGGGGCUCUCCACGGACCAGACAGAAACCUCUUCCCUGACGGGGAGCGUGUCUUCCUCCUCAGGCCUGGGUGAGGAGGAGCCUCCUGCCCUUCCCUCCAAGCUCCUUGCCUCUGGGUUGUGCACAGCGGAACUUGGGUGCCACAGCUGCACCGAUGAACUGCACGCGGUCGCGCCUUCGUAAGGAAUGGAAGCUCCGAAGCAUUGCCACUUUAGCUGCUCCCCUCCCUGGCUCCCCAGCAGCCACCUCUGGUUGCAGGGCCCACUGGGAGCUGAGGUCUUGGACAAGGAUAUCCUGAGUGAAACUGUGGCCAGUACUUGCUCCCCUUGCCCCAACCCCCCGCCAGAUACCUUGGCAAAGUAUUCAGUUCUCUAAAACCAUGUGGAGCUCUGAGGGGCACGCCCGUGCAUCUGACGACAGCUGGCUGCCUUAGGCCAGUCCUUGGACUAGGCCUGUUCCAGGGACGGGGAGGAGACGUGUAAAGAGAAACAGGAAAAUAUUUGCGCUGAUCGUUCAGACUUCAUCUUGUUCAGCAAACUUCGCCAGUUUGCUGGUGGCUCCUUUGAUUUGAAAUGCUUUGUGAAAAAAGCACCCGUAGUGUCAUUACAGCCCCAGGAAAUCAAGAGCCAGCCCGUCUGAGAUCCGUGUCAUUGCAGACGAUGUUUCU